This is a messenger RNA of Aricia agestis (brown argus), 1045 nucleotides long. RefSeq lists its product as uncharacterized. Gene Ontology annotation, biological process: positive regulation of autophagy of mitochondrion; autophagy of mitochondrion. Gene Ontology annotation, molecular function: protein kinase binding. NCBI's taxonomy places the organism in Eukaryota, Metazoa, Arthropoda, Insecta, Lepidoptera, Lycaenidae. Bases 112 to 963 code for a protein of 283 amino acids. The record is from RefSeq and is a predicted model, not a curated record. The transcript has a single exon.
CGAAGUGAUUUGACAUAAAAGUCGUGAUGUUUGUUUAUUUAAUUUAAACCAAAAAAGGUAUUUAUUUUCCUUGUGUUACAUUCAAUAUGAUGAAAAUUCAAUUGUUUUACCAUGAAUUUGUUACUGGAAGAUAGUUCUCCAGAAAAAGUCCCCAUAUUGCUCGAGGAUUUAAUAACAACACUCGCCGAAAGCGAUCGUAUUGAACUAAAACAGGAGGACAUAUUUUUCUUAUUGAUUGUUAUACUGAUGGUCGAAAAUGACUUUGUUCCUGUACUUAAUAAUGGCGUUGAGUGGGAGCAACAUAACUCAAUUGAUAAGGAGCAACUCUGCUAUUGGAAAAGGACAGGAUCUUAUGAAGUUACAUUUUUGAUGUCGAGUUUCAAAGACAUACCAUUAAAAUUGAUCUUAUGUCCCCUCGGCACCACCAUGUCGAUAAAUCUACUAAUUAAUUACGAUAGUACUGAUGUAUAUUCCGUGAUGUUACCUCACAUUAAGUAUGUAGUGGCACCCAAAGCACCAACUAUACCAAUGAUAUUUAAUGAUCUAAGAGAUCUGUGUUAUAAAUACAAAGAUAAAAUCAUAGUACCUGUCAAAAGUAGAAUACUUAGUUACUACGGAUUUCCGAGUGCAAGUUUGCUUGGAUUGCCAGCGGAAGUAUUUAUUUAUUUGCUAUUGUAUCUUCCUCUCAAGGAUAUAUUAAACUUAUCGGAAACAUGCAAAAGGAUCAGAUAUAUUAUAGAAACAGAUAAUUUCUGGCAUAAACUCUAUAUUCGUGAUUUUGAUACAUCCAGUGAAAAAGAUGAUUCAUCAUGGAAGACCCUCUAUAUUGCAAAAUACCAGGAAGAACAGGAUAAAAAACUGAAGGCUUGUCGACUGACUGGAGGUCUCAAUUCAAUGCUACCCAUUUCUCGGUUCGGCGCUCACCUCGAUCAUCCCUAUUUGUGGGCACUUUUAUUUGAUUAAUCCAAAUUUAAUUGCAACUAGAAGUUAAAUAUUUAUUUAUAUUUUAAGAUUUAUAUGGUACACAGUACAUUAAACAUUAUGC